AUGAGGUACAUAAUCUGAUCCCAAAGCAGCCAAAUGCAACACUAACGUUCUCCGUCAGCCUUGAAAGUGCUCUCGGAGCAGCAGGAAGGCAACCGUUUUUUCCACGACGCGAGACGGAAAUCCGAGCAUGGACUCCACCAGCCCUGUGACGAACAAUGUAUCACCAGAGUCGACCGUGACAACCUUGCUGUCGAGCUCAGGCCACCUUAGAAGCAGCCUGCUGGUGACUGACCUCGGCACCGCCUUCAAAUACCAAGAUAAGGAGUAUGACUCCGCCUCAGCUGCGUUGGAGGCCUAUAUUGCUGACUUUGACAAAAGUCACAACUUGAAGUCCUCAAUCUUCCUUCCACAAAGUCCAUUGUAUAACUCGAGAAGACCCCGGAUGAGCACUUUCAGAAACAAAUCUGUUCACAAGGAGCAUUUAACUAGUAAAGACGUGGAUUUCCUGACCCUACCUGUCAGUUCCCUACGUCACCGUGACAACCAUGACCGACUUUCGAUGACAACAGACGAGCUGCUGUCUGUCCCUCGUGAUGGUUCCAUGCCUGUCACUCACACGACCGCCUUCAUCCAAGGUGUCCUGUCUCAAUCUUUGCCUUCAAACACACACAUCCCAUCCAGACCAGGAAGCCCAGCAGAAGAUGACAUGUCCUACCUACGUUCAAGCAGAAGUUGCAGGAGCUGCAGGUGCAAAAAAGAACCAGAAGUUCCCACUUCAAAACAAGAUGUCCCCUUCGUCAGAUGCUUAACGUGUGCGCACAGAGCAGCAAAGGACGCAGAUAUGUUACCGUCGCUUCGUUCACUUGGCCGGGUCACUGGGAACAAGGCGGACAUGGACAACUCUACCAUCAGCAGUGUAGAAGAACCAAAACUGAAGUACCCAGCGUGGAUCCUAAACUGUGACUUCAGUGAGCCACCGCCCCCAUCACAGGAGGACAGCCAACAGAGUCUAAGAAAUCUCCGGCUUCAGUUUGCUGAACAAAUAUCGUUACUUGCCUCUGACAGAAAGAAGCCAAACUUCACGGAGUCCCUUUUGAGAGGCAAUCAUCUUGAGUCUUUGAUCCAGAAAGCAGAUCAAGUUGUGAACUCUCUGUAUCAGAGUUUUGGAGCAGCAAAUUCUGCUUGCAUUGACGAUGUGAGUGCCGUGAACAGUGAAGAACUGCAUGUCUGUUCAUCUUCGACCCACAUUGAUUCAGCAAAGGCAGCAGAAGGCAUCUCUGAGGCUCCAUCAGAGGAAAUCCAUCAGACUCGCUAUGGAAGUCAGCAUGGUUGCAGCAUCAGUGAGCAGCCAGGUCCAUUGGAGGCUCUUAAACAGAUGAUGUUCAGACUCCAGACUGUGGAGACGGCGCUUCAGCAGCAACAACCACCAAAUGCUUCAGCCUCCACUAACUGCUGGCAGAGUGAGGAAGCUCUGAAGAGGUCUGAAGGUGAAGCUGAGCAGACGUUAUCUGGAGGGCUGUCUCUACAAAGGGCUCUGCAUCAUCUGAGUCGCCUGAAGCUGCUGCUGGAGGAACCGAGAGAAAAGCAGGAUGAAGAUGAGGGAUGGUACUCUUCUUUAUCAAAUGACAGACCUGCACACACAAAGCAGGACCUUUGUUGAAAGUGUAAGACUGUAGUAGAGCUUCUCAAUGUUCUCUUAAUGCUUACACAAAAUCAGCUGAUGAAUCUGCCUUGAAUGUGUUUAUAUUUAUUUUGUGACAAUUACAAACGUAUGCAACUUAUAUAUUUGCAUUAUAUAACGUGUUACGCAAAAAAAAAAAAAAAAAAGGCCAGUGUAGAGUAUGCUGGUUCUCAUGAGAAUUAAUAUCAAUAUAUAUAGAUUCCAGUAUGGAAUAGAUGUUCUGAAGUGGAAUACACAUUUCUCAUGGUCAUCAAGUUCCUAAUUCACUAGAACCUCAAUCAACAAUCUUUCUUUAUCCCAAACAACAUUACACCAAGCUUAAAUGUCAACACUGAACACGCACACAAACACACAAGUCUCGUUGGUGUGCUCCAAAAAAUUGAAAAGGAAAAUCAUUUUACCUUCUGUCUAUAGCACGGGUCGGGAACCUUUUUGGCUGAGAGAGUCAUACAUGCCAAAUAUUUUAAAAAGUAUUUCCGUGAAAGCCAUAUAAUAUUUUUUUUAAGACUAAAUACAACUAAAUGCGUGCAUUUUUAAGUAACACCAACAUUUUUAGAGUAUAAUCAGUCUCUUUUUCUUUUUAAUAACAUUGUUAUUCUGAAGCUAACCAACAAUAAAUAAAAUACUUCUUGAACAGGUGCGGUAGAAACCGGAUGGAUGGAUUAAAAUGCAUGAGAAUGUUUUGUAUUUUGAACGUUAUUUUUGACACUGUGAUUACCAGCGGAAUUAUUCAUUACUUACCGUGUUGAGCAAGGUCAGCUCUAGAGCCAUAGGUUCCCUAACCCUGGUCUAUAGGCUGACCAUAUUGUGAAAUCCCAAAAAGAGGACCCAUAUAUGCGUGCCAAGGCGGGCAGCACGCCAAGGCCGGGACUAGGUGAAAAUUUGCCAAUGAUACUUGAACUUGCUUAAUAAAUUAUAUAUUUAUUUAAAUAAAACAUUUUUUCUCCUCUGUUGACAGCAGUGUUGGCGCUAGCAAUUUUCCCAUGUCCAUUUGUCCCAUGGACCCCAUCAAGUCAUAAAAAUGGGGUCCGACAGUAAAUUUUUGGGGUCCCACUUUUUUGUAAGAGUUUUGAAAACAAAUGAUAAACGAAUGCAUUAUCCUGUUAUAUCUCACAUUAUAUAUUGUGUUUUGAAAAAAGGUUGUCAUAAACGUCACUUAAUUCAUGAAAAGAAAUAAUUUAAAAAAAAGAAAUAUUUGUAUGCACAUGUAAAUGUAUUCAGUACUACCACAAUUGCCAACCCUCCCGAUUUUUCCGGGAGACUCCCGUGUAUCAGUGCCCCUCCCGGGGCAACUAUCCUCCCGAAUUUGUCCCGGAUAACAUUAUUGAGGGCGUGCCAUGAUGGCACUGCCUUUAGCGUCUUCUGCAAACUGCCGUCGCUUCAGCUUUCCCUCCGUACAAACAAUGUGCCGGCAAAGCCACCUUCCGUAAGCGGCCUUUUCAGACACACGUAAGUGAAUGCAAGGCAUACAUGGUCAACAGCCAUAAAGGUCACACUGAGGGUGGCCGUAUAAACAACUUUAACACUGUUGCAAAUAUGUGCCACACUGUGAAACCACACCAAACAAGAACGACAAACACAUUUCGGGAGAACAUCUGCACCGUAACACAACAUAAACCCAACAGAACAAAUACCCAGAAUACCUUGUAGCCUAACAUUUCCGGGAUGCUACAAUAUACACCCCCCCCACCCCCCCCAUUUCCCGAACUCGGAGGUCUCAAUGUUGGCAAGUAUGAUCUAAACUCUACCGCUGCUGGUAGUUUUUUCUAUGUUUUUAUUCAUGUAUUUUUUUAAUUUGAUUUAUUUGUACCUGAGAUAGGCACCAGUGCCCCCCGCGACCCCAAAGGGAAUAAGCGGUAGGAAAUGGAUGGAUGGAAGUUGUAGUUGUAUUUAUUUCAGUAUAAAAGUGUAAAAAGUGUUUUACUUGGGUCAUGAAAUGAUGACAAUGGUGUGCCAGGGCACACAUACAUUUAACAUUUAACGCUUAAAUCUAUGGAGUCUACAUCAACUUCAAAUGUAUUCCUCAUUUCAAAAUGUUUUGGUUUUUUUCUGAUGUUUUUUGUUUGUUUGUUUUCCGCCUUUUUUUGUCAAACAAAACUAUUUUUUUGUCACGCCUAUGAAUCAUGUUUUGUUUUGGUCAUGUUAUGUUUUGUUUUUUGGACACUUGUUUCCUGUUUUGCCCUUCCUGGUUUGUUUUUGUUACCAUGACAACUCAUUGAUUUUCACCUUGCCCUCAAGUCACGCCCUUGUCCUCAGCCCUCACACCUGUUUGUAAUGAUCAAAGUUAUUACUUCAGCCAUUCUGUUUCUGUCUUCAUCCUGGCAACUUUACCUUACCCACAUUCCAACGACCUACCUACAGAUCCCGCAUAUUCCUAUCUGCUUCAUGCCACGUUAUGCCAUUCGUUUUUUUCCACGACACGUAAGUUAUAUAUUUAUGCCUCAGUGCAAGCCCUGUUUUUUCAUGCCACCACGCUAUUGUUUUUGUUUCACGUUUAUAGUUUACAGCCUUUGUUCUAGUCAUUUGUUUUUGUAUCCAAGUGUUUGUUCUCCGCCAUUGUGCGCGCCCUUUGUUUGCCUUUGUGUAGUUUGUUUGUGUUAGUGUUAAUAAAUCAAGAUGUACUUACAUUCA
Messenger RNA from Nerophis ophidion (straightnose pipefish), 4252 nucleotides. RefSeq names its product linkage group 17 C18orf54 homolog (gene lg17h18orf54). The transcript has 14 exons. The coding region runs from base 128 to 1600 and encodes 490 amino acids. Lineage: Eukaryota; Metazoa; Chordata; Actinopteri; Syngnathiformes; Syngnathidae. The record is from RefSeq and is a predicted model, not a curated record.